Panonychus citri (citrus red mite) is the source of this 3403-nucleotide messenger RNA. RefSeq names its product semaphorin-1A-like. Lineage: Eukaryota; Metazoa; Arthropoda; Arachnida; Trombidiformes; Tetranychidae. Gene Ontology annotation, molecular function: semaphorin receptor binding; chemorepellent activity. Bases 260 to 2488 code for a protein of 742 amino acids. The transcript has 5 exons. Gene Ontology annotation, biological process: neural crest cell migration; semaphorin-plexin signaling pathway; axon guidance. The record is from RefSeq and is a predicted model, not a curated record.
UCUUGUUCUGUUGUUAAGGUUGAACAUUGAACAUUUUUGUUGUUUUCUUUUUUAGCUUAACUGAUAAUCUCUUUUUUCUGUUUUUCUUUUUCUCUAUUUUUUAUUCUUGGUGUUGAAAUUGAUCAUUUUUGGAUUUAAAUUCUCUUUGUUGUGUAUAAACAGUGUAACUUUUAGUUUCUUUUCCAUGGCACCAAAUAUACCAUAUAAAUGGUUAUUUAGGUCCACUGGUUAGAGAGAAUUUUUUUUUCUUCUUUUCCAAAUGUUCUACCAUUGGUGUCAGCUUUUUCUCCACCACCAUUUAUAUUAUGGUUUAAUACUGUUACUGUGUCUUCUACUUGGUUUAUCAUCUUCUCCUGUUUCUGCUGCUGGUUCUUCAUCUUCUACUGGUUAUGGUGGUGGUGGUGGUGGUGGUGAAUCUAUAAUUCAAAGAUUCAGUGGAAAUUUAAGUCAUUCAGAUGAUUUUAGGUUAAUUGUUCGUGAUGGUGAUUAUCUAAUUAUUGGAUCGAAAAAUUUAAUCUACAAUAUUAGCUUGUCAACCUUUGAACCGGUUAAGAAAAUUGAAUGGUAUCCAACGGAAAAAGAUCUUGACUCUUGUGUUCUUAAGGGAAUCAAUAGGGAGAAACGCUGUCAAAAUUAUAUUCGUGUUCUAGUUUUAAAAUCAGAUGGAGGCCUUUUUGUGUGUGGUACUCAUGCUUACAGGCCAAAGUGUCGAGAUUAUGUGCAAACAGUGAACGGAUAUGAAUAUCGAAAUGAAACCCCUGGAGAUGCUUUAUGUCCAUUUGGUCCAGAUCAAAAUAAUACAGCAAUUUUCGCAGAACCUGUAAAGGAUAAACCAGAAUCCAAACUUUAUGCAGCUACACCCACCGAUAGAGCGGGAAGCUCAUAUUCAAUUUCAAGAUUACCCUUGCAAACGAGAACUUCUGAUGUUCAACAAUUAAAUGAGCCCAAUUUUGUAAAUUCUCAGGUUUAUGGUCAACAUGUUUACUUUUUCUUCCGUGAAAAUUCCGUUGAAUUCAGUAACUGUGGUAAAGCUAUUUACCCAAGAGUUGCUCGAGUUUGUAUCAAUGAUCAAGGUCAUCCCUCAUUCAAAAGUCUAUGGACCAGUUAUCACAAAGUCCGUCUCGACUGUUCCAUUCCGGGAAAACUUCCUUUCCAAUUUAAUGAAUUACAAUCAACCAGUGAUAUAAUUAGAGGAAGUUAUAGUGGACGAGAUGCUGAUAUUUUCUAUGGAGUCUUCACAACACCCGAUAAUGCAUUAUCUGCAUCAGCUAUUUGUGCCUACACCAUGGGAAGUGUUCAAGAUAUAUUUGACAAUGGUCGUUUCCUUGGUCAAGAAAGGUUCAACUCUAUCUGGGCAGAGGUUCCUGAGUCACAGGUUCCCUCACCUAGACCAGGUCAAUGUGUUCCAGAUUCACGGGCAACAUCAGAUGCCCGGGUCAUCUUUACCCGAGAUAAACCCUUAAUGGCGGGUUCUGUUCGUCCACUUUUUGGUGUACCCAUUAUUAUGCAAACAAAUCCAAAAUUUAGAUUUACCAAAAUUACCGUUGACUCUCAAGUAGAAACCGUGUCCGGGUCACGUUUUGAUGUACUUUUUAUUGGUACAACUGAUGGACAUGUGCUGAAAGUAAUCAAUUCAGCCUCUAAUGCACCCAAUGGACAUGAAAAUUAUAAUAAAACUUUACCCGUGGUUAUAACCGAGAUACCAGUUUUCCCGGGACGACCUGUAGUCAAUUUAAUGAUACACCGAACUCUUUUUGAAUCAAAGUUAAUUGUUGUCUCUGAUGGUGAAGUACAAGGUAUUCCCUUAUCUAAAUGUGAAAAACGUGCCAAUUCCUGUGGAAAAUGUGUUGCCCUUCAAGAUCCAUAUUGUGCAUGGGACAUUUCCAGGUCACUAUGUACCUCGUCCAGAGUACGAAUCUGGAAUCGAGAUAAUUUUGUUCAAAAUGUUGAAGAAGCUUGGGACAAUAGGUGUCCAGACGGAAGACCGCCAGGUCCAAAUGAGGCGGGAAUAGAUGGUUAUCGAAAUAGUGAUCGUCCAGGUGAUCGUUUAUCUUCUGGUGAACGAGGUGGUGGUAAUGGUGGUUCUCCGCCGUUAACAGCAGAAAGAGCCAGUGGAUCAGAUGAAAACUCAGCUGGAGCCAAUUGUGAGAUUGCAGCUUCACAGUGUUUCUCAUCGGAUACCUUAGCCUUUGGAAUAGUGACCUCAGUAGUUUCCUCGCUAGUUAUUGGUUUUAUUUUUGGCUACAUUUUUAGUAGCCGGUGUAAAAAGGAUCCAGGGGUGUGUUCACCUUACGCCGAUGGUCGAGCUUAUCUUGACCAUAGGACAUUAAGUAGACAUUUACCAAAUGACUCUUACGGUGGGAUAGGUGUUCCAUCAAUUAAUAAACCAAUUAAUUUAGUGUUAAAUGUUCCACCCAAGAACGGAAAAAACGCCAACAGCUCGGCAGACAACAAACCUUUUCAGAAGGUGAAGAAGAUAUAUUUAUAGAGAAUAGGCUUCAUCGUGGUUCAAUUAAACAACAACAACAACAACAACUUCAACAGCAACAAUCACAUUCACAUAUUUAUCAACCUACACAACAAUGGGAAUCAACUGUAAAUAGAUAUUCACAUGAAACUGAGUAUCAUGAUUCUGAUUAUGAAGAUAUAAGUGAUCUCUGAGCCAUUGAAUUGUUUUUUUUUCUAAAGUUUUAAUUAACUCAACAAACCACAACGAAACCACAAUCUUAAAAGCUAUUCAUCUAUCGCAAACAACCAGCUCAUAGUCAUCUUGAAAACCAGAAGAUUUGGACUCACAAUCCCGAUCUACAUCGAUCUCAAACCCAAUCCAAGCUUCAUCUUAGGCUGAUGUCUUUUUUUGUGUUGUGUCAAAAUUUCUGGUUAACAAGUUCAAGUUAAAUGACAUCGGUUGACUUUCUUUCUCUAAAACUUCAUCAUUUCAUUGGAUAUUCAAGCCUUCAACUCUGAAAGGGUACUCGUAAUUCAAUGUUGCCUCUGCCGAGGGUAAACAAACAAACAACAUUUUUUAAUGUAACAUCAUUUUCGCCAACUUUUUUUCAUAUCUUGUUCCUCUUGUGUUCAUUUUAUCCUUCAUCUGCUUACCAUCAUCAUCAUCAUCAUCAUCAUGCUCAUCUUAUUAAUAAUUAGCAUCGCCAUCAUCAUUUACCCACCACCUUCAUCAUCAGUCAAGGAUCUUAUCUCUCUCUCUCUCUCUCUUUUAACUUAUUGUAUACAAAAGCAAACUCAAGCUAAUCAAAACAAAGACAAUGGAAUUGAUAAUUUUGUAUAAAUCUGAGAAAAAAAUCCAAUGUAAGGACAAGACACUCACAAGUCAGAAAUGUUUUCAUGCUCUCUAAUUGUACAAUAAUAAUAAAAAACAAUUUUUUCUUUCUCCACAAAUGAA